Galdieria sulphuraria is the source of this 856-nucleotide messenger RNA. RefSeq lists its product as uncharacterized. The record is from RefSeq and is a predicted model, not a curated record. The transcript is spliced from 2 exons. NCBI's taxonomy places the organism in Eukaryota, Rhodophyta, Bangiophyceae, Galdieriales, Galdieriaceae. The coding region runs from base 42 to 398 and encodes 118 amino acids.
CGCCUUUGUCUUUAUGAAUUACUGGGUUUGCUGAGGGUGAAAUGUGUCUAAAACGAUAUGUGAGUAGUAAGAGCGAUAAAGUUGGAACUGGUAUUGAUGGUGUUUCUGAAAGGCAUCUAUUUCAAAUCGUCUUUGGUCCUUAUAUAGUUGAAGAGGAGGCAGUAUUUGCCUUUUCAAGAGUGCUUCUGAUCUGUUUUUUUUCCAACACACUGAAGGUCAUUCUGUUGAAAAUAGUGGUAGUUGUAGCUGUCAAAAGUGAAAAGGAGACUUCACAUUUUCUACAAACAGCUUGCGUUUGGAUAGUAUACAAAGUAGCUCUGAAAGACAUUCAUGAAGGAUGGGUUGAGCUUCUACAAUAUUACACGAGUGCAAAUAUUGAUGCAGUCGUUUCCGACUAGAGUUUUGGUUUGACUCUGAAGAUAAAGUCCAACUUUUGGUAGAUAAUUCCUAGAAAGCAUACGCAGACGAACAAAGUGGUUUGCACAUACAUUGACACGAACCUAAAACAUUUUUCUAUUAUCGCAGCAAAAUCAAACCAUUUGCCACUACUCGAAAUUCAACCAGAACAGCAACAAUAAGAAAUAUGAGCCCAAGCCUAGUACAGUAUGGCAGAGUCAUCAAUUCUACAAAGAUAAUGACUUGUGUUUCUAUCUUUUACUGUUUUCUUCGUUGUUGGCAUGAGCGGAAAAGUGUCAUUGUUUUAUUUACUUGGAAUUGUAAACAGACAACAACAACGACAACAACAACAAGAGAAAGUAUAAUGUAUUGGUUAGUAUUACAUGGAAUAUUAAUAAUAGUUUUUGUCAUAAAAGUACGAAUUUGGCCUAUUUUUUACCAUAAAGGAAAAUUGCAUUGU